Molecule: messenger RNA, 1188 nt
Organism: Salvia miltiorrhiza (redroot sage)
Lineage: Eukaryota; Viridiplantae; Streptophyta; Magnoliopsida; Lamiales; Lamiaceae
Product: fasciclin-like arabinogalactan protein 15
Exons: 3
Coding region: 166-1188 (340 amino acids)
Source: RefSeq, a predicted model, not a curated record
CGGUUGCUGAUUCCGAAAUCAGUCUAGCAGGACUUCAACGCGCGGCGGAGUCUCCGCGCCACUUCCGCCGUUCUGCCGGAGGUCAACCCGAGAACGCACCGCCUGAAGAAGGCCACGCCGCCACAGCCUGCCGGCGCGGCACCAGUUUUCCCAAUCUUCGAUGCCAUGGCUCCCAGCCCCUCCCUGGCUCCGGCACCCGCCCCCGGCCCCGACGGACCCCACCACCACUUCAACGGGGAGAGCCAGGUCAAGGAUUUCAUCCAGACCCUCCUGCAUUACGGUGAUUACAACGAAUUGGCCGAUAUCCUGGUGAAUCUGACCUCACUGGCCACUGAGACGGGGAGGCUGGUUUCCGAGGGCUAUGUGUUGACGGUUUUGGCGCCGAACGACGAGGCGAUGGCGAAGCUGACUACGGACCAGCUGAGCGAGCCGGGGGCGCCUGAGCAGAUAAUGUAUUAUCAUCUGAUUCCGGAAUACCAAACGGAGGAGAGCAUGUAUAAUUCGGUGCGGAGAUUCGGGAAGGUCAAUUACGAUACAUUGAAAUUACCGCACAAGGUGGUGGCGGAGGAGGCCGACGGCUCCGUCAAAUUCGGGCAGGGUGAAGGAUUCGCUUAUCUAUUCGACCCCGACAUUUACACCGACGGCAGGAUUUCCGUUCAGGGAGUCGACGGGGUCCUGUUUCCGGACGGAGGAAAUCACCGCUCCGCCCAAAUUAAAAAAAAUAAAAAUAAGACGGACGACCUUUAUCAGCUGACGACCUGCUUGGAGGUCGAGAGGCGAUUGGUAGAGCUUCGCCAAACACAGGAAGAGGUUACGCCCUCAGAUGUAGAUCGCAUCUUCCGAGAGGUCGUCACUCCUAAUCCGUGGGGGCGCAUCAUGGGAUUAGGCAUGAUGAUGUCCAAGGCGAUUACUGAGAGCGGCGAGUCGUCGAGCACGCACUCCACUAGCACCUCCCAGUUUCCUUUCCUUGUUGCCUCGAGAGAUGAGCUGAUUAUGAGGGAGGAGCUGAGCUCCACACAAAGGGAGCUAGAGGCCAGGAGAGCGAACGAGGAGGCUCAGAGCAAGGCUAUACAGGAGAUGCAAGCCCAGAUCGCGCUCCUCAUGCGAGGAUAUCGAGCACAGUCCCCCUCCGACGCCUCUAAUGGACCAACCCGGACUUGUGCUCAUAUAUACUCUCGUUUGUUGUAG